Molecule: messenger RNA, 1313 nt
Organism: Sodiomyces alkalinus F11
Lineage: Eukaryota; Fungi; Ascomycota; Sordariomycetes; Glomerellales; Plectosphaerellaceae
Exons: 1
Coding region: 108-1226 (372 amino acids)
Source: RefSeq, a predicted model, not a curated record
GCCCAGUCUACCACAACCCAAUUAUCCACAGCCCAAUUAGCCUUAGCCCCGUCAACCGCAGCCCAGUCAACACCAAUUACGACUAUGCCCCCAAAGAGUCGCCGAUCAUGGACGUGUCCCCCGGCAUCCCCUGCGUCAGGCCGGCAACUCGUCGGUUCCCACUAGACGAUAGCGAAGAUUACGACUCGAUGCACUCGGCCCCUGGAAUCGUGUAUUCAGUCUGGACUUCCUCGAACUAUCAAGAGGGUCCGGAAAACGAGGUCAGGUCAGCGGAUAGUUACGAAUCCUUUGCUACAUCCUCCUGGGGCGAGUGCAGCCCGCGUUCCAGCAAUUCCAGAGAAAAUGGACGGGCUGGAGAGGCCCGACAGGCUGGAGAACCAGAAGACUCUGAAGAGCCUGAAGACUCCCAUGAUAUCGGUCCUCUGUUUGCCGAGGACGAGGACUUCAGCUACCUCGACUUCGAGCCCUUGCCGUCGCCCCUAAUCCCCGUAACCGACAGGCCGAUGACCCUAUUCUCGAAUUUUCGGAGUGAUCCCCCGACCCCUCCUCGCCCUCUACCCUCCUACCUGAUCCCCCCCUCCCCUCCCUCGAAUUCUAGCUACAGGCCGGAGGAAAAGAAAAAGUGGAAGGGGAAAGGGAAGGAAACCCCUACGUUGGCUCCUGUUUAUUCCAACCGGGACGAAGAGCUUGAAGCCCACGACGGCGGCCCGGGCGACCCCUGGUCGAUCGGGCCCCCUCUCUCCCCUUGCGUGGAGGUCCGAUCGCAGCGAAAGGAGAACGGAAAGUGGAAGGGGAAAGAAAAAGAAGGCUCCAUCUUCCCUCCUCUUCCUGACGGCGAGGACGGGGAGAAGAACAACAGAGACGGCAUCAUCUGGAGUCCUCACGGAGGCAUCACCGCCCGCGAGGAAGCGCGAGUCAUGGAGACUUAUAGAAGGAGGGCCGCGUUUUCCUUCAUGCAAGUGACGGUGAUGUCCGAAGAAUCCGUGUUCCAGUCGCUCGAACCGGCACCUGGAGAAGAAGCUGGCCCAUCGGGGAUCGAUGAGUCGGCAAGAUUCCAAGGUUGCCCAGAAGCAGGAAGCGAGGACGAAGAAAAGGACGAGGGGCAAGACGAUGACGACAAAGAACAAUUCCGAGAUCUUAACGGGACGGUAAGAACAUGCAUUGAAGCUACAUCAUACAUAUGCGCUCCGGCCGCGCCCCAGACCAUACCUUCUGACUUUGGGUAGUGCCUGACACGACAGCCCGCACGGUUUGGCUGGCGGAAGGGAUAGGAGACUCACGAUCCAGUAGACGUUGAAGACAUCAAAUCCGGG